Messenger RNA from Rotaria sp. Silwood2, 723 nucleotides. The record is from the annotation of a GenBank genome assembly. NCBI's taxonomy places the organism in Eukaryota, Metazoa, Rotifera, Eurotatoria, Philodinida, Philodinidae.
AUGAAAUGCGAACGAUUCAUAUCGUUACUUACAUGUAGUUAUGAAGGUAAUGUCGAUCAUACAAAAUUAAUGGAUUAUCUUCCUUAUUUAUUAAAAAAAUAUAAUCUUGAUCUUCAACCUAGUAAUUCAACUUGUAUUGAUAUUGAAUCGGCCAAAUCUGUUCUAUAUCCAGGUGCUCAUAUUGCUACUUCAAAUCCUUAUGAACAUUAUCAUCAUGGCAUUGUUGUCGAUAUGAAUACAUCUGAUAUAUCUAUUAUUCAUUUAUGGGGUCCUGAUAAACAUUCGGGUCGUGUUCAAACUACUACUUUGCCCAUAUUUAUUGCUGGUAGUAUCGAUAAUGUAGGCAAAAAAACACGUCGUCUUUAUUUGGUCAAUUAUGAUAAUGAUACUUUUGACAAACAACAAGAAACAAUUCAAGUAGCAAAAAAAAUGCUUGAAAAAGCUGAUGAUAUUGUAUAUAACAUAGCUACUCUAAAUUGUGAAAGUUUUGCUUGUUUUUGUCGAACAGGAAAAUGGAACAGUGAACAAACCGAAAAACUCAAAGAUUUAUUCAUACAAAAUUUUUUAGAAAUUUAUGAAACGUUGAAAAAUGCGGAUGAAAAAAAUAGAAAACAGAUUUCUUCCUUAUUACAAACCGUUCCAUUGGUUGCUUUAAAUGAAUCAGACAAAGUGUUAUAUGAUCAACUUUGUCAACAGUGUAAUAAUGAAUCAUCAGAACAGUAA